AGCACCGAGCAGGGAUUUCCGGGCUUAGAGAGCUGGACUUGGGGGGCCAUGAGUUGGAUUCCUUUCAAGAUUGGGCAGCCUAAGAAACAGAUUGUACCCAAGACAGUCGAGAGAGAUUUUGAACGCGAGUAUGGAAAGCUUCAACAGCUGGAAGAACAGACUAAGAAACUUCAGAAGGAUAUGAAGAAAAGUACAGAUGCUGACCUUGCAAUGUCAAAGUCAGCUGUGAAAAUCUCCUCUGACUUACUGUCUAACCCACUCUGUGAGCAAGACCCUACAUUUCUUGAGAUGGUGACAGCUUUGGACACUGCAAUGAAAAGAAUGGAUUCUUUCAACCAGGAGAAGGUGAACCAGAUCCAAAAGACAGUCAUUGAGCCCUUGAAAAAGUUCAGUGGUGUCUUCCCUAGCCUGAACAUGGCAGUGAAGCGGCGUGAACAAGCUCUGCAGGAUUACAAGCGUCUGCAAUCCAAGGUGGAGAAGUACGAAGAAAAGGAGAAGACAGGACCCAUCCUGGCCAAGCUGCACCAGGCACGGGAAGAACUAAGGCCAGUGAAAGAAGAUUUUGAGGCCAAGAACAAGCAACUUUUGGAAGAGAUGCCCAAAUUUUACAGCAGUCGGAUUGACUACUUUAAGCCAAGCUUUGAGUCUUUGAUACGGGCUCAGGUUGUGUAUUACACUGAAAUGUACAAAAUUUUUGGAGACUUGACAGAACAGAUUGAUGAACCCGGCUUGACUGACGAAGAGCGGGAGAAGGAGAACGAAGCCAAGCUGAAUGAACUGAGGGCCCUCUCAAUUGUGGCUGAUGAUUGACCUGCAAUCGCUACAGCGCUGAAGAAGGCUAAUGCAAGGGCAGAUUGACUCCAGGGAAAGCUUUACUUGCUGUUCUCCAAAGACUUGGGCCUCUGCCUUUUUAACCGCAGGCACGUAUGCUAUUUUGAGCUGGGUGGAGGGAGGGUCCUCGCAGCAGCUCCCAAGGAUGUCCUGCAACAGAUGUUUAAUGGAACAGCUUACUCCAUUUUUCAGCCUAAGGUCUGUCUCUGUAGUUCCUGCAGUGCCAUUACACUGCUACUUAACCUAGGAUACCAUCACUUCCAAGCGUCUGCUGCUUUCUUUAAUGGUGCAUAGAAAUGUUCAUCUGUUUUGAUGAGGCUCCUCAGCCGCUAUAGCAUUUUUUCCCUCCUGUAUCCCUUGGUUUCAGUAAGUGGGUCACAUUCAAGAUAGGAUUGAGUUGCUGUGCCUUUAAGAGAGACUGUCAUACACGGUGCCAUUUUCUAAAGAAGGAACUACUAGGUUUGCUGGUCUGCAUGGACUAGAAGGAUGUAGAAAACAGCAUCUGUUUUGUACAGUGUGUUAAAUAUAUUGUUGUUUUUCUCAAAGUAACUCAUUGUGGCCGUAGCAAGCAGGCUGUGAGGCAGAGGCAAAGCAGCACGGAGUUCCAUGUGAUCUCAGGCUGAGACUACACAAUCACUCAAUUGACCACCGGGUACAAGUAAGCAGCCAGGUUUUUUUCACCCUUCUGGGGCGAUAGGUCUGUUUAAUGAGUAAAAAACUCUGCACAUCUUGCAUAUAGGGAAAGGUUUAAGCCCAGAUGAAGAAAUGGCAAAUAUGUGCCAUUUGUCAGGGAGGCUCCCCUAUAAAGCAGGGCCCCAAUGGUGGCUUCUCUCCCACUUCCCCCAGACAAAGGCCACUAUCCAACCCCAAAGCCUUUAUCUUCCUGUAGACCUCUCCAAACUGUUUUAGGAUUUAAUCAAAUUGAGCCAAGGAGAGAGAGAGCAAGAGAGAGACAGAUGACUCAUAAUUUUGUUUCUGUAACUUCUAUCUAACUCUAUUUUUGGAAAAAAAAUAAAAUUCUCAAACUA
Molecule: messenger RNA, 1859 nt
Organism: Eublepharis macularius
Lineage: Eukaryota; Metazoa; Chordata; Lepidosauria; Squamata; Eublepharidae
Gene: BIN3
Product: bridging integrator 3
Exons: 9
Coding region: 49-810 (253 amino acids)
Biological process (GO): endocytosis; plasma membrane tubulation; actin cortical patch localization
Cellular component (GO): cytoplasm; actin cortical patch
Molecular function (GO): protein binding; lipid binding
Source: RefSeq, a predicted model, not a curated record